Knipowitschia caucasica is the source of this 4146-nucleotide messenger RNA. Lineage: Eukaryota; Metazoa; Chordata; Actinopteri; Gobiiformes; Gobiidae. The record is from the annotation of a GenBank genome assembly.
AUGUUUUUGAAAACGACAACAGGAGAGUCUUCAGUGCAGGCCAUGGGUCGAAAGCUGGACCUGUCUGGACUGUCGGACCUGGAGGCGGCGCACGUUCUACAGGUCGUUCAAAGAGACAUGAAGCUGCGCAAGAGGGAGGACAAGCGGCUGAGUGAGCUGAAGCAGGAGUUGUCAGAGGAGGGCAGCCGCAGUCGCCUCUUGUCCCGUCAGUCCUGUUUUAACCAGCGCUGUUGCAUCCGCUGCUGCGCUCCCUUCACGUUUCUGCUGAACUCGAAGCGUCGCUGUGGGGAGUGUGGAUACAACGUGUGCCGGAGCUGCCGACUCUAUUCCAACAAGAGCAAAGGCUGGCUCUGCUCCUCCUGCCAGAAACACAGGUUGCUGAAGACCCAGUCCCUGGAGUGGUUCUACUCCAACGUGAAGAGCAGGUUUAAGCGUUUCGGCAGCGCUAAAGUGCUAAAGACUCUGUACAAGAAACACCUGACGGAGCACAGCAUCCUCUCCGAGCUCACAGAUGGUAGUGGGUACGAGGAGAGUGUCUGCAACGAUGGCAGCAUUUGUGGGAGCGACUCCGCCUUCUACAAACAAACUGAAGAACACAGCAUGUCGGAGACGCUGACCGUGGCCCGGCGUGUGGCGGAGGAAACUAUAGAUGAAGCUAUUUCCAAAGCUGAAGUCCACACGUACUCUCAGGCGAAGAAGAAUGAGGCUCACUAUCUUCGGCAACAUCGAGCAGAGCUUAUUGAAGAACUGGCAACAACCAUAGUGGAAAAGAUCAUCAGUCGCAGAAAUACUUCGGCCCAGAUCAAGAGUGAAUACGACCAGGAUUUGACCCACACGUAUUACAACCACUUUGUGCCUCCACACCAGCAACAGCCUCCACUCUGGAGGUCCCACUCUCUCUCUCUGUUGGACACAGACUCUCCUGGUGUGAAGAGCCCACUCCAGAGUCUGAAGAAAGAUCGUCCUGGUCCGUCUCUGUCGGCCUGGAAGAGCGUGGACCGACUGGACAACUCUGUGCUCAAAAGUCCAGACGGAAACUGGCUCGUCCUUCAGAGCGGCCAGCUGUCCCGGCCGAGUCUCCUGACCAAGCGGAAGAGUCAGGUCUACAGCGCUCUGGAGCAAGAGUCCGGGGCCGUGUCCGCGUACGAGGCCAUGGACUCCGACUGUGAGCCUGACAGCUCCUGGGGCGCCGUCCUCAAGGAGAUCCACAAGAAGAUGAAUCACUCCGACCUGCUGGAAGACCUGGACUUGGACUAUGUGGGAGAAAGGAGGGGGAGCAGGGACUAUGUGGGAGAGAGGAGGGGGAGCAGGGACUCGGAGGGAAACUUCUGGAAAUCUAUCAAGGCGCUCAUAAACAAGAAGGUGCCGGUGGAGAUCAGGAAGCCCUCGUCUUCUCGGAGAACCAGUAUCAUUGACAUGAACUUCAACGUGGAAAUAGAAGAAGAAAGAGAGGACCAGUGCAGUGUGGAGCUGGAGGAGAGGAGAGUGAGGAGGUCACGGCGGAAGAGGAGAAGCAGAAGAGAGGCAGCUUUAUACUUACAGGACCAAAAAAACACAGACACCCUCCCCACCUCCUCCUCUGACGCUGCUACACCUGAGACUUUAACCUCUGGAACAUCCACCCCUGAUUUUAACGUUGACCUGCCCGCACCAGGGGCCAACCAGGCCACCCAGGAGCUCACUAAACGACUGCAACAGCUCGUGGCACAAGUGACCAUAAGCGACGACACCUCGACCAACGCACAAAACACCGGAGAUUACAUGGACCUGGACGAAGGACACACGGAGGAUAUCGAGCUCGACAAUGACGCCAAGGACCGAUUGUUCAGAUUAGUGGCUGAGUCUAGGCUCUUAUAUCUAUCCUCCACCGACGACGACUUGGACGAAACGGGCGUCGGCGAGGAAGAAGACGUGCAACCGAGCGAAGAUCUCAAAUUCAAGCUUUUCCGUCUCGAGCAGGAAGUAAAAUCCACGCAGUUUUCUUCCACAGAGGACGAGCUCGAUAGGAAAGGGCUGGACGAGGACUUGGGCCGCUCCGGAGAAGAUGGAGAGACACCUGUUGAAGUGAGCAAACUAUUCGGCCAAGUCGGAGUUGGCGCGACAGAGGAGGCCCCAGAUGAUGCAGAAUUGUGGAAAUUGCAAGCAGAAAGAGCGGAGAAAGUUAGAAGUUUAGCCGGUUUGGUUAGCUUAUGCGAGUUUUCUUCCUCAGAGGAUGAAUUGGAAAGAGUGGGAGAGAGCAAAAUAGCCCAGAACGACAUGACUGGUUUGGAUUUUGAGAGGAGGGAGUCUAUGGGAGACUUGGAUGUGAACAUGUUUGAACUCGGAGAAGAUCACAAGACUAUAAACUAUUUAGAAAUGUCCAAAGCAGGGGACGUUGAGGCCUGCAAUGCGAGAGAUUUGGACCGGAGGGAGUCAAUAGAUUUUGAUGAGAGUAUGUUUGAAUUUACAAAUGUCAAAACACUCCAAAAGGCGAGUAACGGGGCCAGAAUUGCGUGCUACAAAGCGGCUACAAGUAUCGGUGGUUUAAAUGUGAAUGAGGCAAGCUUGCAAGAGUCGAAAAGUCAAAACGAAAUGUUAGUUGUGGACGAGAGGCAAGAGGAGUCAGACAGCGAAGCGGACGAGGCUGAAUUUAACAGAAUCAUUAACAGUAUGUUGAUGAUGACGUUGGAGGAUAUGCAAGGAGGAGGGCAGCGUUUGGAAAUAUCAAAUGAACAAGCUGAGGAUGAACACGCAAGGAAAGGACCAGGAGAGUCGUACGAGAAGGUGGGAAGUCGAGAUGACAGCAAUGGAAAUGGGUUAAAAGGACAACAAGGCCAAACUGAUCCGGACGCAGAGGAAAAAACACAUUUAGUGAACAAAGUGUGUGAAGACGUGAUCGAGACGAAGAUGGCAAGUUCAAAUACAGACGUGGGACUCGAGUCAGACGAGGAGCAGAGCGAAACCUUCACAUCUCCAGGCACUUUACUGUCCCCAGAGGAAAUUCUGAAGGGCUGUGAGUUUGUUUUAACUCGGCUAAAGCAGAGGCGUUCGGCCAAGUCUCUCAGCAGCAUCACCACAGAGGUCCUCAAAGUGCUCAACGCCACCGAGCGUCUGCUGGAGGAGACUCACAGAGAGGCUACUGCACCCGCUCCACCCGCUCCACCUGCUCCACCCGCUCCUGUGUCCCAGCACCACAGAGAACUGGACCAGCAGCUCUGUCAGCUCGAAGAACAUGUGUAUUUAGCAGCUGGUUCAGUGUACAGUUUGGAGACGGAGCUGGGGGAGAUGGAGGAUUGCGCUCGGGCCGUGAGCAGCAGCACCAGCGUCUCCGAGCUCAGCUUCCUGGAGGAACAAGUGGCAACAGCUGCAGCCAAAGUCCAGCAGACAGACACACAGAUUUCAGACAUUUCAGCCAGAAUCGCUGCUUUGAAGAGUGCAGGCCUCAACGUGUCCCUACAGCCGAGCUUGAGUAAAUCCAGGACAUCACCAGCAAAGUCGGCGGCUCUGGAUGUGUCGCGGCAGCAGAGACGCCUGCUCCCGGCGCCUCCCACUAAAGACGAGGAGCAGAGCGAAACCUUCACAUCUCCAGGCACUUUACUGUCCCCAGAGGAAAUUCUGAAGGGCUGUGAGUUUGUUUUAACUCGGCUAAAGCAGAGGCGUUCGGCCAAGUCUCUCAGCAGCAUCACCACAGAGGUCCUCAAAGUGCUCAACGCCACCGAGCGUCUGCUGGAGGAGACUCACAGAGAGGCUACUGCACCCGCUCCACCUGCUCCACCCGCUCCUGUGUCCCAGCACCACAGAGAACUGGACCAGCAGCUCUGUCAGCUCGAAGAACAUGUGUAUUUAGCAGCUGGUUCAGUGUACAGUUUGGAGACGGAGCUGGGGGAGAUGGAGGAUUGCGCUCGGGCCGUGAGCAGCAGCACCAGCGUCUCCGAGCUCAGCUUCCUGGAGGAACAAGUGGCAACAGCUGCAGCCAAAGUCCAGCAGACAGACACACAGAUUUCAGACAUUUCAGCGAGAAUCGCUGCUUUGAAGAGUGCAGGCCUCAACGUGUCCCUACAGCCGAGCUUGAGUAAAUCCAGGACAUCACCAGCAAAGUCGGCGGCUCUGGAUGUGUCGCGGCAGCAGAGACGCCUGCUCCCGGCGCCUCCCACUAAAGAAUCUUGA